AUGGGUCUCGGCAAGCGUGGCGUCGCCAAUUGUCGCUCUCCCUCUGAACCGCGCAUCUUCCCUAGCUCAGGGUGGGAUCAAAUUGACCCUUCUUCCUGGGUGGAAGAAGAAACUAUUCCAACGUAUAGACCCGAGAGGUUUUAUCCAGCGCACAUUGGCGAGGUGUUCAAUCGUCGAUAUCAAAUAGUUGGCAAAUUGGGCUACGGAUCCAGCGCCACCGUGUGGCUAUGCCGUGAUUUAUUAGAAAACCGUUAUAUAACCUUGAAAAUAAACACAGCAUCGAAAUCAGUCACUCAUGAGAUCGAAAUCUACAACCAUCUAAGGACUGUCCAGUCCGAUCAUGCGGGCCUUUCGUGCCUGCGCUCCUUGACUGACGUUUUUGAGACUCACAGCCCAGAUGGAAAGAGCCUGCACACUUGCCUAGUGCACCCGCCUCUCGGGAUCAGUCUCGCUCAACUUACGCCACUACUCCCGGAGGGCAUGAUGACCACUGGCAUGGUGAGAACCACCAUCCGCAAUGUCCUAGCCGCUUUGGACUUUCUUCACACCGAGGCGCGGGUUAUACAUACUGACCUUCAAACAAACAAUAUUCUCCUUGGGAUAAAGGAUGAUUCAAUUCUGUCCAAGUUCGAGCAGGCGGAACUAGAAAAUCCCAUUCCGCGAAAGGUCCUUGAAGACCGUACUAUUUACCUCUCAAGGCCGCUUCCUAUCUCCUUUGGCACGCCUGUUCUCUGUGAUUUAGGUGAGGCGCGACUAGGUACCGACAAUCAACGGGGCGAUAUCAUGCCGGAUAUUUAUCGGGCCCCCGAAGUCAUUCUGGACAUGACGUGGGACUAUAAAGUUGACAUCUGGAAUGUGGGCAUGGUGAUCUGUGAUCUCUUCGAGCAUCGUCAUCUUUUCCGGGCCCGGAAUCCAGAACGUAAACUAGAUGAUGCAUAUCAUCUUGCCGAAAUGAAGGCAAUUCUGGGGACCCCUCCCCGUGAGUUCCUUGCUCGGAGCGACAGGAGCGAUUUGUUCUGGGACAAAGAGGGCCAUUGGAAAGACACAGCUCCUCUCCCGGAUUAUAACAUCGAAACUUUGGAAGAACGACUCGAAGGUGAUGAAAAGGAUGAUUUCUUACGAUUUCUUCGACGGAUGUUAUGUUGGUUACCAGAAGAAAGAGCCACUGCAAAAGAGCUUCUGUUUGAUCCGUGGUUGAUGCAUGGCCUUUUUAAAUGA
Aspergillus affinis is the source of this 1218-nucleotide messenger RNA. Its product is annotated as kinase domain protein. Gene Ontology annotation, biological process: spliceosomal complex assembly; protein phosphorylation; regulation of mRNA processing. The coding region runs from base 1 to 1218 and encodes 405 amino acids. Gene Ontology annotation, molecular function: ATP binding; protein kinase activity. The transcript has 5 exons. Lineage: Eukaryota; Fungi; Ascomycota; Eurotiomycetes; Eurotiales; Aspergillaceae. The record is from RefSeq and is a predicted model, not a curated record.